UGCCUUCGUAAGGAUGCUGAGUCGAGACGGAGGGAGCUGCAUAUCCGUACCUACGCUGUGAUUCCUCUCAACGAGGAGUGCGGCAUCAUCGAAUGGGUCAACAACACGGCCGGACUGCGACACAUUCUCACCAAGCUGUACAAAGAGAGAGGUAUUAACUUAUCAGGUAAAGAGCUCAGAAAGCUUAUCCUGCCGAAGACGGCCCCCUUUGAAGAGAAGCUACGAAUCCACAAGGAGGUGCUUUGUGUUCGACACAUUCCUGUGUUCCACGAGUGGUUCCUCCGGACCUUCCCCGACCCCACAUCAUGGUACAGCAGUCGCUCUGCGUACUGCCGCUCCACUGCUGUGAUGUCCAUGGUGGGCUACAUCCUGGGUCUGGGGGAUCGUCACGGAGAAAACAUCCUCUUCGACUCUUUCACCGGGGAAUGUGUUCACGUCGACUUCAACUGCCUCUUCAACAAGGGGGAGACGUUUGACGUGCCUGAAGUGGUUCCCUUCCGUCUGACCCAGAAUAUGGUCCACGCCAUGGGGCCCAUGGGCACCGAGGGUCUCUUCAGACAGGCCUCUGAGGUGACCCUGAAACUCAUGAGGGACCAGAGAGAGCCGCUCAUGAGUGUGCUUAAGACCUUCCUUCAUGACCCCCUGGUGGAGUGGAGUAAACCAGCCAAAGGAGGACUUUCUAGAACGCAGGCCAACGAGACAGGAGAGAUAGUAAAUGAAAAGGCGAAAACCCACGUGUGUGACAUCGACCAGCGACUGCAGGGUGUCAUAAAGAGCCGGAACAAAGUGCUGGGUCUACCUCUGUCCAUAGAGGGACACGUCCACUACCUCAUACAGGAAGCCACUGAUGACAAGCUGCUCUGUCAGAUGUAUCUGGGCUGGGGACCCUACCUGUAAAACAUGCCUUAGUUUACAAAAAGAAAGCAUUUGAAAUCAAGUUCAGGGGAAUUUAAAAGGUUUUUCUGUUAUCCAAAGCCUACACAAAACAACCAGGAGUGCCCUGUAAGGUGGCUCCGAACACCCACGACUGUUCUUUAUGAUUUAACCUUGUAUGUUCUAGUACUUCUAUCCAUGUUAAGUUUCCUGUUUCUGGAAAAAAAUAUUAUUUUUGUAUUCAUUCCACUUGUAAUAAAGGAUUUGUGUUUUUCAGAUUUGAUGCUGUAGGUAAAUGUGUCUUCU
Messenger RNA from Notothenia coriiceps (black rockcod), 1179 nucleotides. Its product is annotated as serine/threonine-protein kinase ATR-like. NCBI's taxonomy places the organism in Eukaryota, Metazoa, Chordata, Actinopteri, Perciformes, Nototheniidae. The annotation marks the transcript as partial. Gene Ontology annotation, biological process: telomere maintenance; DNA repair; DNA damage checkpoint signaling. Gene Ontology annotation, molecular function: protein serine/threonine kinase activity; protein binding. Gene Ontology annotation, cellular component: nucleus; chromosome. The record is from RefSeq and is a predicted model, not a curated record. The transcript is spliced from 6 exons.